This is a messenger RNA of Panicum virgatum (switchgrass), 1337 nucleotides long. Its product is annotated as 7-methyl-GTP pyrophosphatase-like. Bases 39 to 827 code for a protein of 262 amino acids. Gene Ontology annotation, molecular function: nucleoside triphosphate diphosphatase activity. NCBI's taxonomy places the organism in Eukaryota, Viridiplantae, Streptophyta, Magnoliopsida, Poales, Poaceae. The transcript has 9 exons. The record is from RefSeq and is a predicted model, not a curated record.
UGCAAUUUUCGCAGCACACCUCACCCUACCCUUGCCGUAUGCCGCCGUACCGUAUCCCAUCCCUGCUCCGGCUUCGGAUUGCGGCGGCCGCACUCUGCUGCCAGCAGCGCCGCCCCGGUAUUCCCGGGACCCCGCCGACGCCGACGCGGCGCCCCUGCUUCCCCCGCCUCGCCGCGCGCAUGAGCCCCAUGGCGACGGCCUCGUCCUCGCCCUCCAGCCCGCAGCCCUUCAAGCUGAUCCUGGGGUCGUCGUCGGUGGCGCGGAAGCACAUCCUCGAGGAGAUGGGGCUCGAGUUCCAAGUCAUGACUGCGGACAUCGACGAGAAGAGCAUCAGGCGGGAGAAUCCUGACGACCUGGUGAUGGUUCUUGCCGAGGCCAAGGCUGAUGCUGUCAUGUCCAGAUUGAACAUUGCUGAUUACCAGAAAGAAGGCAGUCAACCAACACUCCUGAUCACUUCAGACAUAGUGGUCGUCCAUGAAGGAAUUAUUAGGGAAAAGCCAACCACCAAAGAAGAAGCACGCCAAUUCCUGAAAGGUUAUUCCGGUGGUCAUGUGUCAACUGUUGGGUCUGUAGUUGUAACUAAUCUUACAACUGGGAAGAGACUUGGAAGUUUGGACAAAGCUGAGGUUUAUUUCCACGAUAUACCAGAUGAGGUCAUUGAGAACUUGAUCGAUGAGGGAGUAGUAUUUCGGGUUGCAGGUGGCUUGCUGCUUGAACAUCCAUUGACACUGCCAUUCGUUGAAGCAGUGGUUGGUUCUAGCGACAGCGUUAUGGGUCUCUCAAAGGAAAUCGCAAAAAAGCUAAUUCACGAUGCACUGUCUGCUUAGCCAAGCACCUUUGGCGUUAUUGUCACUAAUCAAAUUCUUUUGCACUCACCUGGAGACAACAUCACAGCCAGCGCGCCAAGGCUUGGGGGUAAUUCAUAGUAAAUAUGUGAUUGUUAUAAUUUCAAACACGAUGUUUUAAAACAGAGGUAGUGCAGCUGUGGAGUGUACAAACCCGCUCCAAUCACGUAUCCUUCCAUUGUUAAUUGUAACCAGGUUUUGCUCAUGGUCAUCUCACUGAAAGAUGUGUGUACGGUGUAUUAUGUGUUUUUUAUAUUUCGUUUAUAACUUGUGAUGAUAUCUACUUUGCAACUGUUACAGAAGAACAAACGAAAUGGCCGGUGCUUGCACAAUGGUCUGUGUGGAUGCAAUGCAACUAUUUUGGGAGGUUUUGCAUACUCGCUGAUCUGAAUUUCUAAUUUCUAGGGAUGAGGAUGUGCCAUAUGUAUUCUGAAGUGAUGUUGUCUGUCACACUUUGAUGUUGCAGAUGAAUUCUAAUGAUUUUGCUUCAAA